GAUGGAGCAGGCCUGAUCCAGCAGCCUGAUCCGGCAGCCUGAUCCAGCAGCCUGAUCCGGCAGUCUGAUCCGGACCUCCGCUCGGUGCUCGGUGCCUCACUGCGGCGCUGCGAUGACUUGAAUGCUGAUUAUUGUGAAGAUCGACAAAGGACACGAGGAAAGGAGGAGAUGAACCGUUUCCUCCGAGCUGGGGAGAAUGGAGGGCUGCUGACGGACUGCAGGGAGCUGUCACCCAACCACACCGCCUCCUCCUCUUCCUCCCCCUCCUCCAUCACCUCCUCCUCCUCCUCUUCAUCCUCCAGCGCCGCUGGCUCAGCCGACAGACACGCGGCCCUGCCCUCGCUCCAGACCCGGGGACCUGUGGGCAGUGGCAGCGGCGGCGGCGGGUCGGAGCCGAGGAGAUCCGCGUUUAAGCGUAGCCGAGCCGGGCGGGAGGGACGAGAGGAGGCGGAGGAUCAGUCCGCGGCUGCGCUCAUAGUGCGGAGUGUUGGCGGAGCCGUGCAGCAGCAGCAGCAGCAGCGGCAGCGGCAGCAGCGUCUGGAGGCUCAAGGACGCAGCGACGGUGUGGAGAUGCUCUCAGCGGUCAGCAGAGACGUGGACGGCAGCAGCAGCAGCAGCGGAAGCGGCGGGUGCGGCAGCAGCAUCAUCAACAACAACAACGGCGUCCCUGAAAUAAUCACGGCCUCCCCUUCUGCAUCCUGCGCCAAAGGCAAGGAAGAGAGGAAGGGGAAAAACGUGAUACGGGGCUGGAAGAGGGAGAGAGACAGGGACAGGGACGCCGCUCCUCCUGCGGUCCGGACGCGGAAGGAGAAGCCCGGUGAUGGCUCGUCUCCUCCUCCCUCCGUCUUCCUCCCGUCGCCCGCCCUGCCCGAGCAUCAUCUGUGCCGCGACGGCCCCGCACACUGCCUCUGCGCCGCGCAAGACUCCUCCAGGACCAUGGGAGAGAACAGUAACGUAAACAAUAGCAGCGUUCACGGGAGUAACGGCGGCGGAGCUGGCAACAAAAGCGCACUGGAUUGUGGAGUUAAAAGCGGCGGCGGUGGUGCUAUUGUUGUCAGGCGGCAGCAUGACGACACGCCGGCGGCCAAGAAACACAGAGGAGCCGAGAAGGUGGACCCAAUGUUCAUGGUGCCAGCGCCCCCUGCUCCAGGCCACCCCGGGGCCCCUGGAUCCUCUUUGCCCUUGCCCCCCUCUUUCUCCUCUCCGGCCCUGCCCACCUCCAACCCAAAACAGCUGGUGGUGAGGACGAGGUCUGUAGGCACCAACACCCAGGAUGGAGGCGGCUCAGGAGCUCUGGAGGCAGACACGGCCUGCCUGGGGCCAUGUCAGCCCGGGACCAGCGUCAACCUGGAGGGCAUCGUCUGGCAUGAGACGGAGGAAGGUGUGCUGGUGGUGAACGUGACUUGGAGGAAGAGAACCUACGUGGGAACUUUGUUAGACUGCACCAAACACGACUGGGCUCCUCCAAGGUUUUGUGAGUCUCCCUCCAGUGACCCUGAGUUGCCAGGGGGCCGUGCGGGGAAAAGGAUGCGAAUGGCCAUGGCCGAGCGGCCCUGCAUUGAACCCCCUUCUACAAAAGUCAGAGGUUUAUCACAGCACAGGAGCCGUGGAGGUGGUGUGGCUGGAACUGCUGCUCCCCUCCACAGCAAGGGACGGAGAGGAAGCCUGAACCUCAUCAACAGCAACUGCCGUGCGACUCCUUCUUUCUUCACUGUGGAUGACGUGAAACCCACAAACAGCACCUCCUCUCUCUCCUCAGGGAAGAGAAAGAACAAACCGCCGGCUGAACUUGACCUCAGCUUGGUCUCCUCUGAAGACAUUAAAAACGGGAACGGUAAGAGGAUCCGAGCCAAAUCCCGCAGUGCCCCAUCCACACCGCAGGGCAAAUCCGACCCCUCGUUCAUGGACCCUGGAGGAGGUUGUGCCUCCUCACCACCUCCCCCACCCAUCCUAAUUGACUGCCCCCACCCCAACUGCACUAAACGGUACAAGCACAUCAACGGCCUGCGCUACCACCAGACACAUGCACACCUGGAGACUGAGGAGCAGAGAAAGCCUGAGCUAGAGCCCUCCAAGGAUGUGGAGGGGGACGAUCGACUGUCAGACUGUGAGGACUCAAUAGGCAACUUGACAUAUGACCUCUCUGAAACAAACAGCGGUAAUGCAAACAGUUCCUCCAAGAAACCUGCUCCUCUUUAUAAGGUGACCACAGUUGGGUCUCCUAAGAACAGGCGGUUGCUCUUAAGUACCGACCACAGCCCCACAGCCAACUCCAAGACCAGAAGAACCUCACUGCUGAAAGAUGGCCUGAUUGAUGAUCUUAGCAAUCUGCCCAUCAUCUCCAACAUGACAGUAGUUCUGGAAAACUGCAUGGUCCCAGACAGAAACUCAAUGGUGGAGAUGCCCAAGCUUGAAGCUGAAGGUUUGAUUGAUAAAAAAGGAGGUGCAUGUGACAAAGGCAAAAAAGCCAACGGGAAGGUGGACAAAUUGUCCAAGUCACGAACAAACAGGCUGAUUGCCCCAGCACCUGCUCCACCAAAGCUGAUAGCCAUACCCAAUACAGGAUAUCCAACUGGCACAGCAGACAGUGCUACCUCACAGCAGCCCUCACCAAUGGCAGCAGUAGGCCUGACGAGUAAAAACCUUCCACUGAAACCCAUCAAACCAAAGCUGAACAUCGUCGUUGAACCCAACCUCGUCAAAGCCACCCUGGUUACCUGCAGCAAAGAGACCAGGAAGAAAGAGAAACGGCGGCUGAAGGACAAACAUAAAGAUCUGCCGACCAGGACACCUAACUGUGACAAUGGAAUCAAACUGGAAGAUGGUGGUGGUUCUAAAAUGGGCAUCAAGGAAAUCUCUGGAAGCCUUCUGAAGGAGCACCUCAGUAAGCAGGAUGUAAUGAAUGGACUCACUGAGAGCCAGGAGAGCAGGAUGGCCAGCAUUCGAGCGGAGGCUGACAAGGUCUACACCUUCACAGACAAUGCCCCCAGUCCUUCCAUUGGUGGUUCAUCACGGCUUGACGCCAGCGGUGGUUGCGUGGUCACUGCAGACAACAACAGUAAAAAUAACAGCCCUGCCUACUCUGACAUCUCAGAUGCCGGGGACGAUGGAGGAUCUUCCGAAUGUCGCUCAGAUGGAAUAAGGUCCAAGUCCGGCUCCUCCACCUCUUCAGAGGUGAGCUCAAACUGUAACCAUGGUAACUCUGGUAAAACACCACCCACAGCACCUGCCCCAACAUCAAAAGACCCCCAAUCCCCGUACUACCACAGCUAUGACCCCUACUACCUUCAGGGGUACAUGCAGUCGGACAGGUCAAACGGUAGCAGUGUUGCUUUCCACAAAAAUUCUGCCCUGGAUGGAAAAGGGAAAGACAGAAAGGAAGAAGUGAAAGAGGAUGACAAAUGCUCUCCCCAUGAGUUUUCAGACUCUAAGAAAGGCGAUGGGCCUCCUCAGUCCCAGCUCCAGCUGGCGAUGAGUCAGACUCAGACUGCUUUGGCCCAGUCGCUGUACUACGGCCAGUACUCUAGAGGACUGUAUAUGGACCAGAAGUUGUUACUGGGCUCCAAAUGCUGUGACCAGACUCACAGUGGCAAGCAGAGGGGCGACAGAGGACAGGGGAUGAGGGACAGUGAGGAGGAUAAAAAUAUGGUUGGGUGUUCAGGUGGUGGAUCGAUGCUAGGUAAAGGUCCAGAUGGUGCUAAAGGUUGCUGCGCAAAACCAGUCCUGUCCUACGUGGAGUUGAGUGAGAGGGUAGAAAGGGGACAGAGUCUGGGCAUGAAGGCAGCGCACAGUGGCAUGGUGGACCAGCACCAGGUCUCGAUGAAAGACUGUGAUGACAUCAAGUCAUCGUCCUCUUCCUCUUCUUCAUCACUCCACAACCAAAACAUUCAGACAGAUCUGGACUCAAAUGUUUCCUUUUCCAGUCCCUCAGAUGGCCUGGCCUGGGCUCACUGCCUGCCUCACAGCAAAUACUCAGAGCUACAACAUGGGGAGGAGGCCGAGGAGGGUGAAGUAGACAGGGGAAAGGAAUGGGGAGCGACCAUGGAGCCUGCCGGUGCUAAGAUGACCUCUGGAGUAGGGCCUGGUGGAGAGAGAGGAGUGGGCCUUGGUGGGGAUGUUAAAAAAUCCAGGGUCCAUGGAUCCCUAGAUCUCCAGCCCAUCAUCGACGCAGAGGAUUCAGACAGGCUGGAGGCGCUGGAUGAUUCAAGCCAGGAGCCAAUGGGAGGGCUCUCUGAGGAGUCCCAGAACGCCAGGGCCGCAGUGUCCCCCCCAAUGACCCCCCAGCAGCCUUACAUCCAGUACCAGCACUCCUCCUACCAGCCCUACCUGUCAAUGUGUGAGAGUGGUGGAGGCUCCUACAGAGGUGUGUCCCCAACCCUGAUCCACAACUACCCAGGUUUCCACUACCCUCUGUACGGUAAGACGGCGGGCAGGGAGGAGUCGGAGGUGACUCCGCCCAGCAGAGGGGGAGCGGUGAGCAGCAAGCAGAGCGGUGACUCCUCCUCGUCCUCAGCCAUGGAGCUGCUGCAGCAGCAGAGCCACCAGUACCAUGGAAAAUCUCCCGCUCCCGGCGAGAAGGGAUCCCCUGAGGGAGAGAGAGAAACGGAGCGAGAGAGGAACCACUUGUCUUUUGCCCGACACCUCCACACACACCAUCACACACACCUGGGUAUGAGCUACAACCUGAUGUCAGGACAGUACGACAUCUACCAAGGUUUGAGCUCCAGGUCGCUGGUCUCCAGUCAGCAGGUGUCAGGACACUCCUCUACAGACAGCGAAGGGAAGAAGUAGGACCAUGUGACCACGUCUCACAUGAGGAACGGCCGAUCUAUCAGACAUCAAUUCCAUGGUGUUGAAUAAGCUUCGCCUCGCUGAGAGGCAGAGAACUGAAAUAAAAUAAAAAAUAAAAACCUCUUUCAUUUCUUACUAAUGAUCACCACCCUGUUUUAUAAGACGUCUUGGAGGAGCGGACGGGCAGAAAGCAGGAGGACGAUCUGUACAAAUCCACAUCUCAGACUCUUAAAGCUUUUGUUGCAGGAGUUUGACAGAAGCAGGAAGCACUCAGCCGAGCCGCGCUGAGGGGUUCAGUUUAUAAAAUGCACAUAUAUGGAAGUGUAAAAUGAUGAUGUGACUGAAUGUACUGAUGACGACUUACUUUAUCCCAAUAGUGUUGCUCAUUUUUUAAAGACUCCUGUUGGGAAGCAGCAUUAGGAAGCUACAAAGUCUAUUAUUCUCCUUAUUGUCCUCCUGAUUAUUGAAGUGCUCCUCCUCCCUCCAUAGUGCUGACGCUACAUUUGUAUUACUAACCUGUACUUGAGCGUAACCAUGUUGAUUGUAUUGUCUUUAUGUGAGAGUAAACCUUCACAUCGACCUGCCCUGUGCCAUGUAGAAGCCCAGUGCUGUAAAUAUUCUGUACAGAUUCAUGGCAGAGCACUAACAUGCUUUCUAUGUCGACGUCCAUCAGCCAAGCGUGGGAGCAGCGGCCAGGGCGGGGAAAAAAAAACCUGCAGGAACCAGAACAAAUAAUCCUAAACCAGCUAAAUCCAGUUCAGCAGUUUAACGUUCAUACACGUGUUACAGAGAUGUUAGCUAGGUUGCAUGCAUGAUGUUUUUGCACACAUUCCUGAGUGCGUCAUUUUUAGAUGUAACGCCGAGGACAGACUACGAUGGUCACUUUGACAGAUUAGGCGAUCACAGAGCCAUAAAGUCGGGCUGUUACUUAAACGGCAGACAUGACAGACGUGAUGACAUUGGAAGGAAUAUGGGCGGGGCUAGACGACACCCUGAAAGAAGUCCAAAGCUGUUGAUGCCAGGGACCGACAAACUUUUCCUCUGUCUCAUAGUUCCGUUGCGUGGAUCAAAACUUCAUCGCUCUUCUUUUGCUUCGCCAUUUUGUUGUGACUGUUGCGGUGCAGAGCGCUCUGUGCUCUCAUUGGUCAACAUUACUGACACUGACACAACACACUGCCGGACGGCGUCCUGCCUGUUGAUAGUUAACGUACUCAACUGUGAAAUGACUAUUUAAAGGUGCUUUAAGAGGCUAAAUUUGCGUUGCAUGACUGUCAACAUUUGUGUAUAUUCUUAGUCAAAUCGAACAGAAGAAUGAAAGAUAAGAAUUGAAUCCACGAUCAUCAGCUGAGAUUUUAAAUGUCAUAAUGCUGCUGAAAUCAGAGGUACAAACUGGGGCUCAUUGAUUUCAAACAAAACUUGUUCUGGUUCAGAUAGAAGUGAUUGUACCCGACCUAAAAAGCCUCUGCAUGUUUCUAAU
This is a messenger RNA of Labrus bergylta (ballan wrasse), 6268 nucleotides long. Lineage: Eukaryota; Metazoa; Chordata; Actinopteri; Labriformes; Labridae. The record is from RefSeq and is a predicted model, not a curated record.